AUGGCCCUGCGCUACCCCAUGACCGUGGGCCUCAACAAGGGCCACAAAGUGAUGAAGAACGUUAGCAAGCCGAGGCACAGCCUGCACCGCGGCCGCCUCACCAAGCACACCAAGUUCGUGCAGGACAUGAUCAGGGAGGUGUGCAAGGACACACAUGCGCUCAAGUUCAUCAAGAAGAGGGUGGGCACACACAUCCGGGCCAAGAGGAAGCAGGAGGAGCUUAGCAACGUGCUGGCAGCCAUGAGUAAGGCAGCAGCCAAGAAGGACUGA
Acomys russatus (golden spiny mouse) is the source of this 270-nucleotide messenger RNA. Its product is annotated as 60S ribosomal protein L36-like. Gene Ontology annotation, cellular component: ribosome; cytosolic large ribosomal subunit. Bases 1 to 270 code for a protein of 89 amino acids. Gene Ontology annotation, molecular function: structural constituent of ribosome. Lineage: Eukaryota; Metazoa; Chordata; Mammalia; Rodentia; Muridae. The transcript has 2 exons. The record is from RefSeq and is a predicted model, not a curated record. Gene Ontology annotation, biological process: cytoplasmic translation.